CUCUACGUAUGACCCAACUAGAAAUUUUAAUUAUUAGAGAAAAUGUCUUUGAUGUGCUUCUUCUUGCUUCUCGUAAGCUUCAUCUAUGCUACUGAAUCAGCUAAAGUGAACUUCACCUGCCCGUUUCCUUAUGGAUUUUUUCCGGACCCGUACCAGUGUGACAAAUACUACGAAUGCCGAAAAGGGAAGCCGAAAAUGCGCAUGUGUGGAGAUGGUUUACUAUUCACGGCCAAGACACCACUGUACGAGAACUGCGACUACCCCUUUCAUGUCAAUUGCGGAAACAGGAAAGGAAGACAAGAACCGUACGAAACUCCUCAUUGCCCUCAUAAAUUCGGUUUGUUUCCUCACGAGGAUCCAAAAAAUUGCAGUUAUUUUUGGAUGUGUGUGGACGGACAAGCUAAAAGUCUUACCUGUCAACCUGGUCUGGCAUUUAAUCCCAAAACUGGAACCUGUCAAUGGCCUCAUUUAGUUAAACGUUGCAGGAUAACAAGGCACAUCUCGCAUGGAUUUCGCUGCCCCAAAUACACCCCUGUACAUCUACAGGUAUAUGCACAAGCCCCAAGAUAUCCUCACCCUACCGACUGUAAUAAAUAUUUCGUUUGUCUCUAUUCUUUCGAAGUGAUGCUAAGGACGUGUCCGAAAGGCAUGGUGUUUAAUUCGGUGACGUCACAGUGCGACAAACCGAGUAACGUACCCGAAUGUGUUGGUUUCUUUAAGAGAACUUCUCCGUACAAAGACAUAUUAAAUAAGAAACUACCAACGUUAUACUACAUUUAAAAAUAGUAUUAAAUAAGAUUCGAUAGUACUGUAGUACGUCAAUUUGACGUCACACCUCACUAAAGAUGACGUUAAAACGUACGGAUCCUAAGUUAAAUAUUAGUACAGUAUCGUGAAUAUUCUUAUAUAUAUAAUUUAUCAUUCAUUCUUGUAAAUUUGAAGGAAGGUUUUUUAAGAUAUUAAAAUCAUUUAU
Molecule: messenger RNA, 973 nt
Organism: Centruroides sculpturatus (bark scorpion)
Lineage: Eukaryota; Metazoa; Arthropoda; Arachnida; Scorpiones; Buthidae
Product: protein obstructor-E-like
Exons: 5
Coding region: 43-780 (245 amino acids)
Cellular component (GO): extracellular region
Molecular function (GO): chitin binding
Source: RefSeq, a predicted model, not a curated record